Chelmon rostratus (copperband butterflyfish) is the source of this 3258-nucleotide messenger RNA. It is a transcript of the gene trmu, whose product is annotated as tRNA 5-methylaminomethyl-2-thiouridylate methyltransferase. Gene Ontology annotation, molecular function: sulfurtransferase activity. NCBI's taxonomy places the organism in Eukaryota, Metazoa, Chordata, Actinopteri, Chaetodontiformes, Chaetodontidae. The coding region runs from base 100 to 1350 and encodes 416 amino acids. Gene Ontology annotation, cellular component: mitochondrion. Gene Ontology annotation, biological process: tRNA wobble position uridine thiolation. The record is from RefSeq and is a predicted model, not a curated record. The transcript is spliced from 11 exons.
GGCAGCCCCCGCGAGCGGCAGGGAAGAACAGUUAGCUAACGUUUGUUAGUUAGCUUUAUAAGAAAAAUAGCAUUAUUAAAAGGGGUAUAAUUUGAAAACAUGGGUUUUAUGAAACACGUCGUGUGCGCCAUGUCUGGCGGCGUUGACAGCUCGGUCGCGGCGUUGUUACUAAAGAGAAGAGGCUACAGUGUAACCGGGGUUUUCAUGAAGAACUGGGACUCUCUGGAUGAGAGCGGGGUGUGCGCGACAGAGAAAGACUGUGAGGACGCUUACAGAGUGUGUCAGACCCUGGACAUCCCCUUCCAUCAAGUGUCUUAUGUCAAGGAGUACUGGCACGAAGUUUUCAGUAAUCUACUGAAGGAAUAUGAGAAGGGCAGGACGCCAAACCCAGAUAUACUUUGCAACAAGCACAUCAAAUUCAACCAUUUCCACAAGUAUGCCAUCAACACUCUGGGUGCUGAUGCCAUAGCAACAGGCCACUACGCCAGGACGUCACUGGAAGACGAAGAGGUUUUCCAGCAGGUGAACAGCCCCCCGCGUGCCACUCUCUUCAGAGAUCGAUUUGAGAUUAGAAAUCCGGUGAGGUUGUACAAAGGAGCAGAUCUCCUCAAAGACCAAACGUUCUUCCUCAGUCAGAUCUCCCAGGAUGCCCUCCGACAAUCCAUUUUCCCGCUGGCCGGACUCACCAAAGACUUUGUUAAAAAGAUGGCUGCUGAGGCGGGGUUUCACCAUGUGCUGAGGAAGAAAGAGAGCAUGGGCAUCUGCUUCAUCGGAGAGAGAAACUUUGAAAACUUCAUUUUGGAGUAUCUGGAACCCAAACCAGGGAACUUUGUCUCCAUUCUGGAUGGGACAGUCAUGGGGACACACAAAGGCUGGUUCACUCUGACGCUGGGCCAGAGGGCGAGGAUAGGGGGCCAGAUAGACGCCUGGUACGUGGUGGACAAAGACAUCACUACUGGAGAUUUGAUUGUGGCUCCAACUGCCAAUCACCCGGCUCUUUUCCGCGAUACAGUAGGGACCGACCGCUUCCACUGGGUGACAGUUGACCCGCCCCCUGAACUCGCCAGGACCCAGAUGAUGGAGUGUCAUUUCCGCUUCAUCCACCAGAUGCCGCUCAUUCCCUGCACGGUGACACUUAACAUGAACGGCUCUGUGUGGAUCUCACUCUCCCAGCCAGUCAGAGCUCUGACACCUGGACAGUUUGCUGUGCUCUACAAAGGAGACGAGUGUCUGGGUAGUGGGAAGAUCGUCCAGCUGGGGCCCAGUGAAUACACACUCCAGCAGGGUAGGGAUCGGAUGCUAGCAGCCGUGCAGCACAAGGAGCAGCAGACCCCUGAACCAGCCAGCUGAGAUGAGCUCGCAGCCCGGCUGGUGGAAAUGAGCUGUGUCCGGUACAUGAGGUAGACCACCCUGGUCAUGAACUAAACUCUGUGUUCGACAGGGCUUUGUUGCAUCGUGCCCGUACCAGGGGCCAUGUAUCAACAGCACUGAUCACAGAGGGAGAAAUGGGUUGAUUUCUGCACUGUUUUAAGCAUUUUGUGUUCAAAUAUGAUGAGGUUAUCUGCCAGCUGCUCAGAUAAACCAUCUGCGUUCAGGCCAAAGUGUGUUUUGGAGGGAACACUAGAUGGGAAUAUGCUAAUUUACCAAUUAACAGAAACCUCAUUUUGAAAAGCUUUUCUGACCAUUCACUUUGACAUAUCUAACAUCACUGAGCAGAUCUACAGCGACGCCGCAGUGGCAGCGUGUCUGCUUCUGCUGUUUUUGUUUGCUAUGCAUUGCCUGCACCUUGUCUUCAGGUUAUUUAAGGCAUGAAGACUGUUGGAUAUCACAUGCUUGAUCUGGUCUCUUUAUUACAGAUGUGCUGGAUGGAUUUGUCGCAUCACAGAGCAAAAUCAAGCUCACCUUUUAAAAAAGUGUACUCAGCUCUAAAAUGUCUCAGUCGAUUGGAGACAAUCCAAACUUUAGUUUGGAGAGUUUUUGUUUUCAUACCGUCAGUGCUCAGUGGAAGUGAGGCUGUGUUUUGCAAGGACGUUGGUAGUCUGAGCCCCUUGCUGUUGUUUUCUGUGUUGUUUAAGUUAGAAACCUGUUGCUGACCCAGUCAAAUGGAGGCAUGGGGCUGAACAAUUCAUCCAAAUAUCAAAAUAUUGUCAAAUAUUGUUAACAUAGCCAAGCACAGUAUCCAUUUUUGGAGGAGCUGCAGUUUUUUGGUAAACCUUAAAAUGUGUCACAUUAAAAUGUGUUGUAUUAGUUUGGGAUUCUCUGGUUACAGUUUCUCCAUGACAAGUAAAGCACUGUGGUGCUACAGCGAUGCCUCCGCCUGCACAUCAUAUUCUCCACACGUGAGGGAACACGGUCAUUUACAGACCCCAGCUAAAAUUAUAUCUUCAUUUUUGUAUAUUUUGCAGUGAAAAUGAAAUGCAAAAAUGACCAUUUACACAAAAACUGUGACUCAUGUCGCAAUCGCAAUAACUGUGGAAAUAAUGUUUUUUUUUUAUUGUUCAGCCCUGAUUGGAGGGUCUGGUGGGAUUUGACUCUAAGCGAGCAGGAUUAUCUUCUCAUGUCCACCACAGAGCCCACCAGUGAAAAUGACUCUGAUAUUCUCUUGUUUUUUCAGUAUAAUUAGAUUCAAACUUGUAAUUUACAGUAGCUUCUCCUGCUCAUGUUUUCUGUGAAUUUCCCUCCUGUCCUAACUGUCCCUCCUGUUCACGCUGCCUCUGUGCCAACAGCCGACCCACACUGAUGGUCAGUGUUCAUGGUGGAUUUAAAACAACAUAGAUUUACUUUUUGUUUGUGUUUGAUAAAUUAAAUGAAUACAUUUGGUACUAAAGUAGAACCAAAGUCCAGAGGAGUCAUAAGUAUUAUGUUGAAAAGCCAGUUGGUGUUGAAAAUAGGAGACAUUAUUUCCUAACAACAAACCAUGUUAACAAACAGUUAACUGAAUGUGAUACAGGAAAAUGAGGAAGGUGUUCGUUGUCAUUUAAAAAAUGUUGAGACUGUUCAAACAAAAUGUGUUAAUUUGUUCUUUUGUUCUAAAUAAUUGAAAAGACAGUUGAACUUUUAAACUCAGCUGUUUUAUACUGUCAGUCCAUAUUGUAAAUAUAUAUAUUUUAAUAGUUUGUUGUUUUAAAAAAUCCUAUAAGAACACUGGAAGUGCCUUAUGUCUUUGUUGUUGUAGGUCAUGAAACACGAGUCUUUCUUUAACUACAACCUGUAAAUACUUGAACAUUGGCGAAUACGUGAAUAAACCUAUUAAGUGAU